AUGCAACACAGUUCACGAUUUUCCUACUAUGUUACAGCAACUGUAGCGGGGUCGUGCUGCAAGGGCGUUUCUGACGGUACUCUUUUGGCGGCAUCGUUUAACGGGCCGUGUGCAUUGGAGCAGCUCGCCAAUGAAGUGGUCAUGGUUUCAGACUCGCUGAACAACUGCCUACGUCUCGUGGAUCUAGAUUCCGGAUCCGUCUCUACUCUUGAUAUAUCUGGAGCCCCUGGAUUUCAGCUAGCGAUCAUGGCUCCUCGAGGAUUGUGCAGGAUUGUAAUUAACGGAGUCAACGGGGUUCUUUUAGCAGAUGCAGGCCAUAAUCGCUUGGUGUUUAUCAACGGUGAGACAGGCCACUGUGAACAUUUUGCUGGAACGGGUGAGGCUGCACACCUGGAUGGAGGAUUUUCACAGGCAGCAUUUAACUUCCCCCAUUCAAUAGUUAGUGAUCCAGUGAACGGCAUUAUCUAUCUUACUGACGCGAAGAACCACUGCAUACGGACCCUCAGCCUUAUGACUAGAAAGGUAAAGACUCUAGCCGGAACACCGGGUGUGUUUGGGUAUAAGGAUGGACUGAAUCCCCUAUUCAACGAGCCCCUGGGCCUUGUCUUAACAGAGGACGGCAACGUUAUUGUGUGCGAUUCUAAGAAUGGGGCCCUGAGGUAUGUUUCUAGAGAGAACGGAGAAACUAUCACCCUAGUGGGCAGACCCAGCAGUGCUAUUAUCAGAACAAUGUGUACUUAUUCAUACAGGAAUUCAAUAGCAAAUCGGCAAUAUUUGUCCAGGCGCCGCACGGGCGUUGGUAACUAUGCUUCCUUUAGAUUUGAGCUUCCAUAUGGCCUCUUAUUCGUGGACGAUGUUCUGCUUGUUACUGAUGCCGGCUCUGGUAGAAUAUAUGCAUUAGACUCUCAUUUCGAGAUGGUCCAUUGUCUCAAUGACUUGGCACCUGGUUUGGGGAACCUCGACGGUCCUCUACGGGCAUCUACUUUUAGGGCGCCAGCGGGCCUUUCCGAAUGUAGAGCAGGCGUCCUUGUUGCUGACAUGGAGUCUAACUGUCUGCGGUUUAUUGGCCCCACAACGCCGAAGACCCGUUGGGGUCUCACAACUAAUGCACGAGCUAUACGAGACAAAGCAAACGAAGAAGCAGCAACAGCAAGUGAGUCUCCACACACGACGCAAAGCUUUGCGAACGGUAUGCACAGCAACCAUAGCAAUGCCGGGUUACAUUCUAAAACCAUGACCCCAGGACCUGCCAACAAACCAAGUAAGAUAGCAGACGGAUCCACCAUUGAUCCUUCGGAUAUGCUGAUCACUUUAACAGAGCCCAGCACCCUGCAAUACACAACAGACAAGUACAAUCUUGGAGAGGAUCCCUCUGCCAAGGACGGAGCACAGACUCCAAGCUAUGUUAAAGACUUUUUAGAUGACCCCUACCCAAUAGCUGUCUUCAAUCUGGAGCUCUAUGACUUGCUGCUAGGAUAUUUCUUGACUGCAAGCACCCCAUCUUUGACUGAGAAGCCGCCACACAAACCAGCUGACAAACCGACUCCAGCGAGAGCAGCGUCAAACCUUGCCAGUUCUACCCGCUCUGUACCCACCCUGCCCAAUUCCAGCUCACGGCCAGCCCAGGAGUCGGCCAUACGCGUCUCUUUGUACGGAGCUGAGUAUAGUAUAAAGGCUAUAAUUGAAGUGUGCACCGUUAUAAGCUCACGCGUCUUCGAUAUGUCCGCUAAAACGUACUCUAUUUAUAGUGCAAGAGUUGCCAGGUAUCUGAUGACUUUCAAUCCAUUGAUCUUUAUUCCCAGGAUCCCUAAGGACGGUACAGAACAAUCCAUCUUGGAGCACACUAAAAAGGGACUGCUAAGGGGCCUCUCUAUGGCUACCAAUGUCCCAGUGUUCUCCUGUAAUUUGCUUUCAGAGGAUAGCCUCAGGGCAGAAUAUCUUGUAGUCGCCGGGAGACGGGGUACCCGGGUCUUUGUCGUGGAGCCGAAAACAGAGUCGUUCGUUAUAGAGCUGGAUAUAAGCUUUCUGGUCGAUAGCUUGUUCCUGCGAUGCUUUAACACUGCGCAGUUGCUUUUUCAUUGCUACUCUUCGGAGCAUUCUGGAGUUAAUACAGAAGGGCUCGAGACCCACAAGAGUGCCGAUUAUCUUGAUGAUUGGCCCACAGAAAAGAAGGACAAAGGGAUCACAGCACCUGCUAGUGUAGGAUCAAAGGGUAGUAGACUAAAGACCGUGAAAAACAAUCUUGCUGCUGAAUCGUUGCUUAAUGUUUCCGGGACCGUGGCCAUAUCCGAUGGGGAUGACUGUCCUGAUGCGGUAGAAUCGUUUGACUCUGACUCCACAAUAUUCACCGCAUUUGAUGCUAUUCACAAGCCACAGGACAAGCUAACUGAAAUGAUGAGUCUUUGCAUCGAGACAAAGACAUUUUCGAGUGCCACUUGUGGUUUGUUUGAUUACUCUCCACACCACAAUGUUGGAGAGUGCUCGGUUCGGAUACCAAUUGGAACGGGGGCCUGUGGCGGAGAGAAAUCGGUAUUUGUAGUCCCUAUUUCCCAGGCACUGUUUAGCAAGCGCUACGGGAUAGCUCCUGGAGAUAGUCUCUGUUAUGAGAUAAUCAUAUAUUUUAGUAUUGUCGGUCACCAGAUGACUGGACAUCAUACAAUGAGAAUCUCUGCUGACAAGAUAAAGCUUUGCGACUACACGGAGUUUAGAAUACCAUAUAUGAUGGCUCGCUCUCCAGCCGCAUUUAGAAGCUUCACCAGCAAGGUUGCCGGAGCCCAGGAAGCAUCUGAAUUGCCACGGGAUGUGAGGAGACUGGAGAAGAACAUUAUUCUGGGAGUAGGGUGCACAAGCGCAGGGUCAGCAUGUACUGGGCAACCCCUGCGAGAUAAGAUACUGGAGCCACAAGACUGA
Messenger RNA from Giardia duodenalis, 2910 nucleotides. Its product is annotated as NHL repeat-containing protein. The record is from RefSeq and is a predicted model, not a curated record. Bases 1 to 2910 code for a protein of 969 amino acids. The transcript has a single exon. NCBI's taxonomy places the organism in Eukaryota, Fornicata, Diplomonadida, Hexamitidae. Gene Ontology annotation, molecular function: protein binding.